GAAGGAAAGGACAAGCUGACACCCUGGGAAGAGUUCAUUGAGAAGAAGAAGGACAAGAAAAAGCAGAAGAAGACCAAAGGAAAGCAGGAAUCAGAUGAUUCGGACCUCAGUGACGAUGCGCUUCCUCCAGACGUUGACUUUGAUGACCCAUUCUUUGCUGAAGAGCUUGGUCCUACAGAUCUGAAAAAGAAAGCAAAGAGCAAGAAAAACAAAAAGGUYGAGGAGAGGACACCUGAAGAGAAGGAGGAGUUGGAGAAACAAAAGGCUGAGAUGGCCCUGCUCAUGGACGACGAGGACAAGCACAAACACUUCAACUACGACAAGAUCGUAGAUGAGCAGAACCUGAGCAAAAAGAAGAGGAAGAAGCUUCUGAAGAAGGACAACACGGGUCUGGAGGAGGACGACUUCCAGGUGGACGUGAAGGACCCUCGUUUCCAGGCCAUGUUUACCUCCCACCUCUACAACUUAGACCCGUUCGACCCGGGCUACAAGAAGACCAAGGCCACCCAGAGCAUCCAGGUCGAGAAGCAGCGCCAGCGCGACCAGGAGCUCAGAGGCCCCGCCCACACAGGUAGUGGGAGCAAAGAAACAGGAAACAAUUGCGUGGCCAGGCAGUGGCUGAACCCACCAAGAAAAUGGACCCCGGACUGUCCAUGCUUAUCAAGUCUAUUAUGAACAAAACAGAGCAGUUUCAAGCACGAAAGAAACAAAAGACAACGUAGGCCUUUCUAACUGGACUAUUGGAGACUACGUUUCUGGGUGAAAAGCUAUGGACUCUUAACCAGUAGCUAUGUGCAGCAGCCUUACGCUACACUAUCUCUUUGUGAUGAAGAGACUGUUGGUGUGUGUGUGUGUGUGUGUGUGUGUGUGUGAGAGAUGCCUGAGACAAGCCUUGCCCACUUUUAUUUUGAACUAUCACUCUACAAGAGGCCUAAUCAGGAACACGAAGUUGAAGAUAGUUUGAAUGUAUAAAAUGCUAAUUAACAUUGAGACACUUGUAGAAAACAUGUUCUGGGGGACUGCCAACAGUAAAUGGUGGUUUCAUGGA
Salvelinus sp. IW2-2015 is the source of this 1048-nucleotide messenger RNA. The record is from RefSeq and is a predicted model, not a curated record. Lineage: Eukaryota; Metazoa; Chordata; Actinopteri; Salmoniformes; Salmonidae.